AUGUUGACCAAGUCUGAAUCUCGUUGGCUGAAGACUCAGGACGGCUACCUUCAAGCUGUAUUAAAAGUGAUGGAUGAAUUUGAUAUACCUUCCCGGAUUAAACUUUUGCUUCCACCCUUAAACCCUAUGGAAGCUAGAAAAAUAUUAUAUCACCUAGACCUUAUGUGUCCUAUCUUAAAAGCCCAGGAUUGUAUAGCAGAUUUGUUCAGCGCGGGGAUGGAGACUAUCCACAAUCGUUUUCCUCUUGAAGAAUGGUUGCACAUAUAUACAGAUGGCUCAAAGCUUGAGAUGGAUGGUGUUGCCGGUGCUGGUAUUUUUUGUGAGCAUUUCUCCCACUAUCUUUCGUUGGGAACAGCCAAGACCGCUUUUGAUGGUGAGGUUGAGGCAAUCAAAGUAGCUUUAACUCAUUUAAAUACCCAUCCUUCUCUUUUCGAUAAAGCUGUCAGCUUCUCGGAUUCCCAAGCUGCGAUUCUGGCCAUUGCCAACUACUCUCAAGCCCCUGGCUCUUUGUCCAUUGUGAAAUGUAGAUCUUUAAUGGCAGAGAUAGGUGAAAAAUAUAAAACAAUUGCCUUACAAUGGAUCCCAUCCCACUGUGGUAUCCCCGGCAACGAAAAAGCUGAUGUACUGGCCAAAAAAGGUUGCCUUGUUAAGCCUUGUCGCCUUGUUAAGCCAAGCCCCAAAUAA
Messenger RNA from Parasteatoda tepidariorum (common house spider), 684 nucleotides. RefSeq lists its product as uncharacterized. NCBI's taxonomy places the organism in Eukaryota, Metazoa, Arthropoda, Arachnida, Araneae, Theridiidae. The record is from RefSeq and is a predicted model, not a curated record. Gene Ontology annotation, molecular function: nucleic acid binding.